This is a messenger RNA of Salvia miltiorrhiza (redroot sage), 1262 nucleotides long. Its product is annotated as ABC transporter I family member 1. Gene Ontology annotation, molecular function: transmembrane transporter activity; ATP binding; ATP hydrolysis activity. NCBI's taxonomy places the organism in Eukaryota, Viridiplantae, Streptophyta, Magnoliopsida, Lamiales, Lamiaceae. The coding region runs from base 247 to 936 and encodes 229 amino acids. The transcript has 2 exons. Gene Ontology annotation, biological process: cytochrome complex assembly. The record is from RefSeq and is a predicted model, not a curated record.
AACUCCUAAUAAGUUCCUAAAUCUAAAACUCACGCACGCACACAGCACCUGCACGGCGUUCAGCCCCUGCCCCACGCCACCCCCAGCCCCACUCGCCGCUCGCUCGCUAGCAGCGGCUCCAGACGUCGCCGUCGCCGCCGCCGCACCACCGUCUCCGUCCAACAACAGCCAACCAGCACCAGCAGCUCAGCAGGUACCUUUAGAUAGUCCCAGUGGCUUAUCCAAAACAAACUCUAUAUAUCCUCAAUGCUAGUGCGGAAACCUCCUGUUCCUCGGCUUGUCCUUGACAAUGUCUCUUGCAUGAGAAAUGCACAGCAGAUUCUCCGCCAUGUCAAUGCCACGCUUCAUGAUGGAUCAGCUCUUGUUCUAUCAGGUACCAACGGCUCGGGCAAAACCACUUUGCUGCGUAUGUUAGCAGGCUUCAACAAACCAACUGCUGGUCAGGUACUGUGGAAUGGCCACGACAUCACUAACUCAGGCGUUUUCCAUCAGUACAAGCUUCAGCUAAACUGGCUCGCACUCAAAGAUGCUAUCAAGGAUAAAUUCACAGUCCUCGACAAUGUGUUAUGGUUCGAACUUCUCGAAGGAAAGGAAGGGAAUUCAGUGCCUGCCCUAGAGCUUAUGGGGCUGGGGAAACUAGUUAAAGAAAAAGCAAGAAUGCUCUCCAUGGGUCAGCGGAAGAGGUUGCAACUUGCGAGGCUAUUAGCCAUGGACAGGCCGAUUUGGUUGCUUGAUGAGCCCUCCGUGGCGCUGGAUGGUGAAGGCGUGAAGUUGCUCGAGUAUAUCAUCCAUGGGCAUAGAAAGAAAGGGGGGAUUGUCAUUUGCGCCACGCAUCUUCCUAUUGCAAUGGAGGAUGCCAUGGUUUUGAGGCUACCACCAAGGUUCCCCAGAAGAAUGACUUUAGUCGACAUGCUCGAUCGCGGGGGACCUGAUUGAAACUUGCAAUAGGUAUGGAAUUUGUUUGUUUUAGUUGCAUGCUUAUAUUCCCAUCUCACUACAAAGGGUGUUGUAGUGUAGAGUAGUAAGUUGAAUUGAUGAGCUUAGUUUUAUUAGUUGGUGAGUUGGGAUCUCUCUUAUAGUAGACAUAUUUCAGGUCACCCUUAUUGGUCAAGUUUUUGCACUGCAAAUUAUUUAGAUUGACAUUUUUUAACAUAAGUUAUAGGAUGAUCAUAUCCAUACAUGAACGAUGAAGCAGCCUGGGUUUUCUUCCCUGAAAUUUUGUUAUAUUUAAUCAGAUAUAUGUUCUUAGAUUUGAAUGUAUA